Molecule: messenger RNA, 1759 nt
Organism: Aureobasidium subglaciale EXF-2481
Lineage: Eukaryota; Fungi; Ascomycota; Dothideomycetes; Dothideales; Saccotheciaceae
Exons: 1
Coding region: 266-1492 (408 amino acids)
Source: RefSeq, a predicted model, not a curated record
CGAUGCAAUAGCGCAGCGGUCAUCAGUGGAACAGAAGCCUAUCAUCUGAAAUUCCAUAGCCCUGGAACUCAAUAGAUGUUGCUCACCACAGAUAUAAAGGGCAUCGAACCACCGCCCAUCAACCAAAUCAUCAGCACGAUCAAUCUACUCUCCUACAGCCUAAUCGACAAACCAGCUCGCCUUCUUUCGUUCUUAUACAUUCUUAUACAUCCCCUCGCUUCAAUCACCACUUCAACCAACCACCAAAACCACCACUUCAGCGAACAUGCACUUCUCCACCUUCCUCCCCGUCUUGGCCUUCGGUGCCUCCCUCGUCCAGGCUGUUCCCGCUGACGACCUCGUCGCCAGAGGUGCCGUCUGUGUCGACAGCGACAUGGCUCGUGUCCGCUCUGCUCAGUCUGCUCCCUAUGGCUUCUGUACCAAGUGGAUCGGCGCCACCACCCACACUUCAUCGCCCAUCAACGGCUUGACCAUGAAGCGUGUCUCGGCUGCUUGUCAGUGUAUCGUCUCUGAGGCCAAGAAGGCUGCCGCCUCUUCCUCCAAGGCUUCGGUUGCCGCUUCCAUCUCCAAGUCCAAGGCUUCCGCCUCUUCGGCCCUCUCUGUCUCCAGAGCCUCCGUCUCCAAGUCCAAGGCUUCGGUUGCCUCUGUCUCCAAGGCAUCUCGUGUCUCGGUUGCCUCUGUAUCUAAGGCCUCUGCCGAAUCCCGUGUCUCGGUCUCUCUUGCUUCCGUCUCCAAGUCCAAGGCUUCCGCCGCCUCUGUCUCCAUUGCCUCCGUCUCCAAGUCGCGCGUCUCUGUUGCCUCUGUCUCCAAGGCCUCUGCCAUCUCUCGUGUCUCGGCUUCUCUUGCUUCGGUCUCCUCUUCCAAGAACUCUGUCGCUUCUCUCUCGCGCGCACAGGUCUCUGCUUCUCAGGCUUCCGUCAUCUCCGUCUCCAAGGCCUCGCGCUCAUCUGCCAUGCUUGCUUCCCAGUCUAGCGUCCACGACGUCCUUGCCUCCAAGGCUUCCGUCUCGGCUGUCUCGGUUGCCUCUGCCAACUCUGUCCGCGCCUCCAUCUCCAGAGCCAGCGCCUCUUCCACCAGACUUGCUACCGUCUCUGCCUCCAAGGCCUCCGCUGCUUCCGUUGCUGCUUCCAUCUCAUCCGCAUCCUCUGCUUCUGCCGCCUCGGCCUUCUCUGCCGCCAAGGCCUCCAGCGUUGCUGAGCGCUCUUCUGCCAACGCCGCCGCUGCUUCUUCUUCCAACGCCGCCGUCUCUGCCUCGCGCGCUUCGGUCUCCGCCGCUCGUGCCUCUUCCAUCCUCUCUGCCUCAUCUGCUUCCGUUGCUUCCAGAGCAUCUGCCUCUUCCGUCGCCUCGGUCUCCAAGAUGUCCGCCGCCUCCGAGUCUCGCGCUGUUGCCUCCGCCUCCAAGGCCUCGGUCGCUUCUGCCUCCAAGGCUUCCGCCUCGGCCUUCGCCACUGCCAUUGUCCCCUUCAACGGCACCACCAACGCCCGCCACUAAAGCAUUCGCUUCAGUGUCUAGCACCCUCCUUUUCCUUUGUACAACUUGCAUAUGCCACAUGUGGUCUGGCAUCUUUCCUCCACCCUUACACUUCUGUCGUUUUCAAAAACAUUUUCAUCACACAUAUCUGCUGGCACAGUCUGCGCUUUAUUAAUGUAUAACCUCUGCGGAGCGACAAUGCCGGGUCAGUUGUCUAUUAUAUGAAAAAAGUAGAUAGUCUUCUUCUCUCUUAAUACAUCUCAUACAUUACACUGAAUAUCGUCUCUC